Molecule: messenger RNA, 1380 nt
Organism: Neurospora hispaniola
Lineage: Eukaryota; Fungi; Ascomycota; Sordariomycetes; Sordariales; Sordariaceae
Exons: 3
Coding region: 205-1089 (294 amino acids)
Source: RefSeq, a predicted model, not a curated record
GACACCUUAUCUAGGUAGGCGGCGCCCGCGCGGAUCAUGGCGUGCAACUCGGGGCAAGAAUGGAGGGAGCCCACCUCAGCCACGACCAGGAACUCAGAUGUUUCUGUGUAGACGUAGGUAUCUACGUUUCCUGCUCGAUAACCAAAGUAACCACCCCGCAUCCUCUGUGCUACCUGCAAACUUCUCCUUUCGUUCAUCACCAUAAUGCCAGUUCAAGAGUCCAUAAUCCCAAUGCCAUCCGGAAAGAUGUCCAAGACUGGUCCAAUUAGUCUACAAGUCCUUCGGGUCAACACCAGAGAGAUAGGGGAGAGCAAUGCGCAGCUUGUUGAUGCUUUGGAGGCUGCGCUCAACACCAAUGAUGAUGCUCUCAUUCCCCAGGCUGCCAAGCGCCUCGCAGACCAGCUAGACAGCACCAUACUCACACGCGACGACCCUGCGGACAUGGAAUCGGAGGUUGAGGACGCUCGGUAUAACGUAUACACCACCUUGUUGGCAGCAGUGCAAUUAGUACCCGCCGGCCAUGAAGCGCAUUACCGGCUGGCUUUGGUUUUACGUGAUUUGGCUGGCCUGGAUGGACAUCCUGCAUGGCAGCGCUUGGACGGCUUCGCCAUCUGCAACCGAGAUGCAUGGCAAGAUCCAACCCUCAGCUUGGAAUCUGCCACCGAUCCAGAGAUCCACGAACGAUGGUGCAACCUCAACGCAUUCCUAGCGAUCUUGCUCAGCACGGGCGCAAUUAACUGGCGGGAAUUACCCAUUUGGGAACUUCGCGAUGGUCUGGAGGAGAGCGUGGAGGAGCUCUCCCAGGAAGGCAAGGACACACGGGUUGUGGUUGCCACCUUGUGGAUCAAGCAUGCUGGAAAGUUCAUCUGGGAACAUUCCCUUUCAGGCAAGCCGGAAAACUUGGAUGAGACUGAUUCAAGAAUGCUUAGAGCUGGAGAGCUAUAUCAAGGCCAGCCGGGGUACUCGCGAGACCGAUGGGACUUUUGGAAGAGGCGUCUUGGGGAACUACGGAGCCAUGUGAGCGAGUCGCGAAGCUCUGCCAUUGACGAAGCCAUUGAGACCAUGACAGAACUGGAGAGCAAGAGCUGAAUAACUUGGUGAGGAAUAUAAUGCCUUUUGAGGGAGAUUGGGCCAAGGACCUAUGUCCGCUUCUAUGUGGUAUUUGCCGGGGUCUAUGACUCGAGACGUCCACAACCCACAAUGUAAGGUGGUCAAGUGGUGCACAGUAGAGAGAUCGGAAAAGAUAGACUCGUCAAAAUACAAAUGGCUUCAAAAGAGAGAACUCGAUCUGUGCGGUGAUCACAAAGUUUCUAUUUGGUGAUUUGACGGCACAUCGACAAGCAAUCGUGUACAGAGGAUAUUGCUGCAAGCUUAUUUUGG